CUGUCAUAAAUGUCAAGAAGCACAUAAAUUAUAUUUUUCUAAAUUUCCAGUCUCUAUUUUUCGCAAUUAUUGGUAAAUAAUUGCCUUUAAAAAAUGAGCAUACUUAAGCCAAUAAGUAAAGACGCGGAUAAACGGUUAACCUCUGCUCAAUUGCAGAAAAAUGAUAACACAGUACAUUAUGUUAGCAAAUAUGUAACUUUAGUGGAGGACAAUUAUGGAAUGUUAUUUGAUAAUGAUAACCAACCGAGUUUUGUGAAAAGAUUCACAUGGACGAAUCAUAAUAAAAUUAGCGUUGCGGUGAUCACCUAUGGUGCUAGGAUAGUCUCUAUGAAAUUGCCAGACCGCGGAGGUAACGUGGAAGAGAUUGUACUUGGUUUUGAUGAUUUAGCAGGAUACAUUUUCUAUGAAAAAUACGAUUUUGGGGCUACCAUUGGAAGAACAACUACCAAACUCAACAAGUCAACUUAUGUUGUGGACGGAAAACAGUACUGGCUAACCGCCAAUGACAAUGAGCAUCAUAUAAGAGGCGGUGAACGUGGAUUUGACAAAGUUAACUGGGUGCCCUAUGUUAACGGGAAAACGCUUCAACUAAGUUACUUGUCCCCUGAUGGUGAAGAAGGAUACCCUGGAGAUCUUCAUGUUCGCAUGACAUUUGAACUUACCACAAGCGCUGAAUUUCGUAUUGCCAUUAAUGCUAACACAACCAAAGCAACACCAGUGGAUAUUAGUAAUCUAACGUAUGUCAACUUAGCAGGACAUCAGGCGGGUGAGGAAGAAAUUAAAAAACAUGAGUUACUCAUCAACGCUGGGUGCUAUACUCAAACAGAUGACAAAAAUGAAUUUCCUACGGGCAAAAUUCUCAAAGUUAUACAUACCCGCAAUAACUUUCAAACACCAGUUUUAUUAGAAAAGGUUAUGACUGAAGGUAAGGAAGCAACGUUUGAUCAAUAUUUGUGCAUAAAUCGAGGGGUGGACCAAGGAGAUGCAUUCGUUGCUCGAUUAAUUCAUCCAUACAAAGGGCGUGUGCUCGAAAUCUACAGCAAUCAGCAAGGACUCAACUUUAACAACGGAGCUGAAUUUCCGACGGGGCGUUUGAAUAUACCAACAAAUGUUCUGCCAAUUCUGAGACCAUCACAAUCCGAUACUGAUCUGACUGAGGAGAAUGAAUCCUUAUUUGUAGUGAUCGGGAAACUUGCGCAAUAUUUUCGCGAUGUGAUGAAUCUUCCACAAGAAGAAUAUCAAGGAUUCCUAAGAAAUCUAAUGAAAAAGUUAGAUUCCAAUCAAAGUACAAGUACAGAUAGCAUGACCAGUUUCUCAUCGCAAUUGGAACUUAUUGAAACAGUUAGUAAAUACGCCACUACGAUUGAUGCUGAUUUGACUAUGAUAUUGAAGCCCUUGGAAGUUCAAUUUCUUAAAGCGUUUAAAGAACUUCUCCCGUAUGUCACCGAAGACAUUCCAGUCAAUUUAAUUAAGGAAGCGAUUGAUGAAAUUUUAGUAAUGCACAUGAACGAUGGCAGUACCUCAGAAAGUAAUUCGUUUAUUAACCAGGUAUUCAUGAAUCAAAUGCACUUAAUGAAUUCAAUAUACGAAGAAGAAGAAGAAGCAGGUGAAGAUGGAGAAAGUUUUUACCCCCGAACAAGUGUAUUCCGACAUAUGAAAGAAAAAAGGAAGAGUAUAGUUAAAAAUCAGCUUCAACGUGGUGUUCCAAUGCCGGAUUUCUACAAGCAUGAGAAAAUCGUAGGACGUGGGGGAGUAGUGUACAGAAAAUAUGGUGGUAUAGCUCUGCAAACGCAGGGCUAUCCAAACGCGUUGCAAAAUCCAAACUUUCCGAGCUCAAUAUUGAAACCCACCGAAACAUACAACCACACUAUAACCUAUAAGUUUUGGAUACUAGCUAACAAUCCUGCAAAAUGGCUACGUCGCGUAGAGGUCGGCCCAUGCGUUGACGUAUCAAGUCUCUCAAGUCAUGUGAGCUCAAACAUCAGUUGCUAGUGAAAAAGAACACUCACCUUGCUGCUGGUUCGGAAAUUGAAACGCGCGCUCGGUUCACCAACGCCGUGCGUGUUUACAGCUUCCACAUAGAAUUCAUAGUUGGUGUCGCUGGCGAGUCCCUCGAGCACGUGCGGGCUAUGCACCCCGGAAAUUGUCUUGUAAUCCGUGUCAUAGGUAGUCAGCAUUCGGUAGUGCAGGUUGUAAUUCACCACCGUGUCUCCGAGUGUCUUUGGCGAAGACCAAUGCAAAAUUGCAAAGUCGACAUCGAUGUUGGUCACGUGCACGUGGCUAGGCGAACUGGGUAAUACACCGUAACCCUGCAGCAAGCAAUUUGUGUACUCGCCCAUAUAGCGCAAACACCUGAAAACAAAUAUGACAUUUUUGCUUUAAAUAAAGGCACUCUGCACCAAAA
Messenger RNA from Dalotia coriaria, 2404 nucleotides. RefSeq lists its product as uncharacterized. Lineage: Eukaryota; Metazoa; Arthropoda; Insecta; Coleoptera; Staphylinidae. Gene Ontology annotation, biological process: beta-D-galactose catabolic process via UDP-galactose, Leloir pathway; glucose metabolic process. Gene Ontology annotation, molecular function: aldose 1-epimerase activity; carbohydrate binding. The record is from RefSeq and is a predicted model, not a curated record.